AUGAUGGGGAGGAGUACCCCCAGCAGAGAGAACCCUUCUGCGCAGAAGCAGUACCGCCACUACAGCUUAGUUGUGCAAGUUAAGAGGAGCCCCCCCUGGGAGAUCCACCAGGUGAACCCCUGCUUUGACUACCCCGGAUUUAGUUUCACCGUCUUAGAAGAAUCACAGCAGGAGGGUAACCACAGUAGAAUUGGCAUUAUAAAAACGCCACGGGGGGAAAUAGAAACCCCCAACUUUCUCUUUUGUGCCACGAAGGGGUGCAUGAAGUCGACGCCAAUCAGCUUUGUGAAGGAUUGUAAAACGCAAAUCAUUCUGUCAAACACUUUCCACCUGUUGAUUCAUCCCAAGCCACACGUCAUUUUCCAGCUGGGCGGGUUGCACAGCUUCAUGAAUUGGCAGGGCCCCAUCCUGACCGACUCGGGGGGGUACCAGCUGUUCAGCAUGACGUUCGGCUCGGUUUCGGACGAGAUAAAGAGGAAGUCCAGGGGGGGAGCAGGCAACACAGUUGGCGUAGGUGGCGCAGAUAGCGUAGGUAACCCAGGUAACAACCGGGGACGCGACCAGCAGGGUGGCAUAAUAGCCGCUGCACCCGCCGCGUCCACCGCGUCUGCAGCGCACCCCCCCCGCGGAGACAUCAUCGUGAAAAUCAGCGAGCAGGGGGCCCUGUACAAGUCGUACCACGACGGGGCCCUGGACAUGCUGACGCCGGAGAGCUCCAUCCAAGCGCAGUACCUCCUGGGGAGCGACUUCGCAGUGGUACUCGACGAAUGCACCCCCUACCACAUAGAGAGGGAAUACACGGAGCGGUCCAUGCACAGGUCCCACAGGUGGUACAUUCGGUGCCUCCUAGAAUUUAAGAAAGCCAUGACCAUGCCAAAUUACCAUUCCUACCUGAACCAGUUGCAUAAUAAGAAAUACAAAGUGCAACAGAAGUGGAGAGAAAGGGAAGCCAAUAAGCAGGCUCUCUAUGGAAUCAUCCAGGGAGGAAUAUACACCGAUUUGAGGUUGAAAAGCUGCCAGGUUGUUUGUAAUUUGCCUUUUUUUGGGCUCUGCAUCGGGGGGUGCCUUGGGAAGGACAAGCAGAUGAUGUACAGCGUGAUAGAGAGGACCAUGCGGUUUGUCAGGCGGGAGGGGCAAGCCAAUCGUGGUAACAGUAGUAGUGCUAGUAGUAGUGGUAGCACCCCUAUUAGCCGCGCCAAACCGGUGCACCUCCUAGGGAUCGGCCAAAUUAGGGAUAUCUUCUUCGGAGUGCGUCAAGGGAUUGACACCUUCGAUUGCGUCAUCCCCACGAGGCUGGCCAGGCAUGGCUACUACCUAUGCUCAGUUGAGACCAUAAGAAAAGUGGAAGGCAAAUUGUGCACAAGUAUUAAGAAAGAGUACAUUAAAAUAAAGUCCAAAAUUCACGAGUUGGAAAGUGGCCCUCUUGAGGAGCACUGCCCCUGCUACACCUGUGCGAAUUACUCCAGGGCAUAUUUGCACCACCUCUAUAAGAUAAAUGACAAUUUGUUGGGCACUCUGCUGACCAUACAUAAUGUGUGCUACAUGAACAGGCUCAUGGAGGACAUCCGCGGGGGCAUCAGGGGUGGCUGCUUGGACGAGGUUGAAAAGAGGUGGGUUCGGUGAUAGCGAAGAUGGGAUGUCUAUCUUAACGCGUCAUCACUCCCCGGUGCUUCUUACCCCAAAGGGGGGCACUGUAUGACCCCCCCCCUUUUUUUUUUUCUGCAUCACCACUGCGGGGGCCGCCCCACCGUGUGCACACCUGAACAAAUUGAAAACUUUGCAGAGACGCUGUUUUUAGCAGUUGGUCCGUGACAACGCGGUUUUUUACGUAAAGGUGGAAAGAAGAGGC
This is a messenger RNA of Plasmodium vivax (malaria parasite P. vivax), 1849 nucleotides long. Its product is annotated as queuine tRNA ribosyltransferase, putative. The transcript has a single exon. Gene Ontology annotation, molecular function: pentosyltransferase activity. The coding region runs from base 1 to 1623 and encodes 540 amino acids. The record is from RefSeq and is a predicted model, not a curated record. Gene Ontology annotation, biological process: tRNA wobble guanine modification; tRNA queuosine(34) biosynthetic process. Gene Ontology annotation, cellular component: cytoplasm. NCBI's taxonomy places the organism in Eukaryota, Apicomplexa, Aconoidasida, Haemosporida, Plasmodiidae.